Molecule: messenger RNA, 10765 nt
Organism: Mycena citricolor
Lineage: Eukaryota; Fungi; Basidiomycota; Agaricomycetes; Agaricales; Mycenaceae
Source: the annotation of a GenBank genome assembly
AGGCACGUGCUUGCCUCCUCGACAACGGAAGCCAAAAUAACUUUGGGCUUGACCGACGCGUCAACACCAACCACCAUGGAGGCCUUCGCGCCUUCCAAUUCAUCGACGGCGGCGGCCGUCACGUUCAUAACAUUCGUGCAGGAUUUGAAGAAGAAGACGAAGACAUGGGGGCCAAUGAUAGAGCUUUGCGAGAACGGGGAGAAGACAUUGCAUAGAUUCCGGUAUCAGUUUCCGGAUGACUGGCUCUACAGCGACCAGCUGCGUGGCGAAUGGAGUGCGUACAACGAGAUCCUCAAGAGGAAGAACGAUUCAAUCCAGGAGCAACUCGCCGGUCUCCAGCUCAAGAUUGUCGCCGAGGACAAGAUCAUCGAGAACAAGAUCAAUGACAUUAUUCAGGAGUGGGAGCAGACCCGACCUGUACAAGGCAGCUUACGCGCCGACACGGCGCUCAACACCAUCAAUGUCUUCGAAGGCAAACUCAACCGAGUCCAGGGGGAGUACGACCUGGUCUGCCGAGCGAAAGAGGCGCUUGAGCUUGAACUAACGCGGCACACGCGUCUGGAGCCGGUGUUCGAGGAGCUCAAAGAUCUCAAGGGCGUGUGGACCGCGCUUUCCGGAAUUUGGAGCCAGAUUGGAGAGCUGCGGGAGCUGUCAUGGGCGACUGUCCAACCGAGGAAGCUGAGGCAGCAGAUCGACGCGUUGCUGAACUCGACGAAGGAUAUGCCAACACGCAUGAGACAAUACGCGGCUUUCGAAUACGUGCAGGAUGUGUUGAAGGGGCUCCUCAAGUCUAAUGCUCUCGUGUCGGAGCUGCAAUCUGAGGCGAUGAAGGACCGACACUGGAAACAGCUAUUCAAGUCACUACGGCUCCCAGCCGCGAUACCUCUACCACUCAUGACACUUGGUCAUGUAUACGAUCUCGACCUCAAGAAGAACGAGAGCUUGAUUAGGGAAGUGAUUGUCCAAGCUCAAGGAGAGAUGGCGCUCGAAGAAUAUAUCAAGCAAGUCAAGGAGACUUGGACUAGCUACACACUCGACUUGGUCAACUAUCAGACGAAAUGCCGUCUCAUCAGAGGUUGGGAUGAUCUAUUUGCGAAAUGCAGCGAGAAUCUGAACUCGUUAACGGCGAUGAAAUUAUCACCGUACUACAAAGUGUUCGAGGAAGAGGCAGCAUCCUGGGAAGAAAAGUUGAACAGGAUUCAUGUGCUGUUUGAUGUGUGGAUUGAUGUGCAGAGACAAUGGGUUUACCUCGAGGGCAUCUUUUCCGGCAGUGCCGACAUCAAGCACCUGCUACCAGUCGAGAGCGGACGGUUCCAGAACAUCAAUGCUGAGUUCUUGACCGUGAUGAAGAAGGUGUACAAGUCGCCCUUCGUACUUGAUGUUCUGAACAUCCAGGGAGUCCAGAAGAGCUUGGAGCGUCUGGCCGACCUGCUUAACAAGAUUCAGAAAGCCCUUGGAGAGUACCUGGAACGCGAGCGAUCGUCAUUCCCGCGGUUCUACUUUGUCGGAGACGAGGAUCUGCUUGAGAUCAUCGGAAACAGCAAGGAUAUUCUGCGAAUCAUGAAACACUUGAAGAAGAUGUUUGCCGGAAUUUCGACGGUCAGCUUGGACGACGAUCUGACCCAAAUGCAAGGGAUGGCUUCAAGAGAGGGCGAGCAAGUGCCUUUUACGACACCCAUUCUACUGUCGGAGUAUCCCAAGAUUAACGACUGGCUGGCGAGGAUCGAGACGAUGAUGCGGCUUUCGCUCGCGAAUCUGCUCUCGGAAGGUGUCUCCGAGUUGCAGGCGUUUUAUGGAACCGGCUCGGCGCUUCCGAUGGAGCAGUUCAUGCAGUGGAUGGAGAAAUACCCUGCGCAGCUCGUGACGUUGGCAGUCCAGGUCGCGUGGACAGGCGCUGUUGAGGCUUCCCUGGAUGCAGGCAAGAUGCCCGAAGAACCGCUGCAAACCGUCACCCAGGCACUGGACCUGCUCGCCGAUAUCGUGCUCCAAGAUCUCAUCCCCGUCACUCGACGCAAAUGCGAACACCUUAUCACGGAACUCGUGCACCAGCGUGAUGUCACAAGGACGCUCAUCUCCGAGCAUGUUCUUGACAGCAAGAGCUUUGUGUGGCUGUACCAGAUGCGAUUCUACCUCGACAAGGCUGUGGAAAACCCGCUGGACCGCCUGACGAUCCGAGUGGCCGAUGCCAGCUUCCCCUACGGCUGGGAAUAUCUCGGUGUACCUGACCGGCUUGUCCAAACGCCUCUGACGGACCGAGUGUAUCUCACGCUGACACAAGCGCUGGAUAAUCAGCUUGGUGGUGCUCCCUUUGGACCUGCCGGAACCGGUAAAACCGAAUCGGUCAAAGCACUUGGCGUCCAACUCGGUCGCUUUGUGCUUGUCUUCUGUUGCGACGAAACAUUCGAUUUCCAGGCCAUGGGCCGUAUCUUUGUCGGUCUGUGUCAAGUCGGCGCCUGGGGCUGUUUCGACGAAUUCAAUCGGCUGGAGGAACGGAUUCUCAGUGCUGUCUCGCAGCAGGUCCAGAGCAUCCAGCAGGGUCUUGCGGCACUCGCAAAGAACCCAAACACUGAGAUCGAGCUGGUCGGCAAGAGCUUGAAGAUCAACAAGAACAUCGGGAUCUUCAUCACUACCAACCCGAACUACGCUGGCCGAUCGCAGCUUCCGCCGAAUUUGACCAAGUUGUUCAGACCAAUGGCCAUGACCCGUCCUGAUCGAGAACUGAUUGCGCAAGUGAUGCUCUUCUCGCAAGGCUUCCGGACGGCCGAAUCGCUUGCGUCCAAGAUCGUGCCCUUCUUCAACCUCUGUGACGAACAGCUCUCACCGCAGCCGCAUUACGACUUUGGUCUGCGUGCUCUGAAAGCCGUGUUAGCCAGUGCGGGUAUCUUGAAGCGAGAGCGAUUGCAGAGUGUCAGAGCCGAUGCCGAAGACGAGGACAACCUCCAAGUGGGGCUUUCGGACUCGGUGUCUGAGCAGAUCAUUCUGAUUCAGAGUGUGACGGAGACCAUCGUGCCCAAGCUCGUAGCUGACGAUGUCCCUCUCUUGACCAACCUCCUCGCUGAUGUCUUUCCUGGAGUGGACUAUCUACCUGUGGACCUCGACAAGCUGCGGGAGCAGAUCCUCAAAGUCUGCGCCGAACGGCGCCUGAUCGACGGGGAGCGCUGGAUCGCCAAGAUUCUGCAGCUGUAUCAGAUCCAAAAGAUCCAGCACGGUCUGAUGAUGGUCGGGCCGUCCGGGACCGGCAAGACGAAUGCAUGGCAAGUUCUGCUCGCGGCUCUGGAGCGACUGGACGGAAUCGAGGGUGUGCCUUAUGUGAUUGACCCCAAGGCCAUGGACAAGGAGGCGUUGUAUGGCACGCUGGAUCCGACCACCCGCGAGUGGAACGAUGGCCUGUUCACUCAUAUCCUGCGGAAGAUCGUGGAUGAUGUUCGCGGAGAGAGUGGGAAGAGGCACUGGAUUAUCUUUGACGGAGAUGUGGAUCCAGAGUGGGUGGAGAACCUGAAUAGUGUUCUGGAUGAUAACAAGCUGCUCACGCUGCCCAACGGCGAGCGUCUGAAUCUUCCUCCCAACGUACGGAUCAUGUUCGAGGUGGAGCAUCUCAAGUAUGCGACACUGGCGACUGUCAGCCGAUGCGGUAUGAUCUGGUUCAGUGACGAUGUCGUCGAGCCAUCCAUGGUCUAUCGGCACUACCUCCAGACGCUGGCAGCCGUUCCACUCGACGCGGACGACGAUGAUGCCGGGGAUAUUCUUAUCCGCCGAGCUGAUGCUGACACGACCGCGUCUGCCAACCUCGAAACGCAAAAACAGAUUGCCUCGAUUCUCGAGCGCUACUUCAGCGAUGGCGAACUCGUCGACAGCGCCUUGCACUUUGCCGAAUCGAUUGAACACAUUAUGGACUUUACGGUCACCCGUGCGCUGAACACGCUGUUUUCGCUGCUGAACAAGACGGUGCGCAACGUGGUGGAGUACAACAUCCAGCAUCCCGACUUCCCGCUGUCUCCCGAGCGCGUCGAGCAGUAUGCCACGAAGCGGCUGCUGGUGAGCAUCAUCUGGGCGUUCUCUGGGGAUGCGAAACUGGACCUGCGGGCGGAGAUGGGCGAAUUUCUGCGCAAACAGACGAGCAUUGACCUGCCGCCGCUCCACCAGGGCAGCUCGCUCAUUGACUACGACGUUCAAGUCUCCAACGGCGAGUGGACCGCUUGGCAGUCGAAGGUCCCUGUCAUCGAAAUCGAGGCACACGCAGUCACUGCGUCGGAUGUCGUCGUUCCCACGAUGGACACCGUGCGACACGAGGAGGUGCUCUACUCCUGGUUGUCUGAGCACAAGCCACUCAUGUUGUGCGGGCCGCCUGGAUCGGGCAAGACGAUGACCCUGUUCAGUGCGCUCCGGAAGAUCCCGGACAUGGAGGUCGCAGGCCUCAACUUCUCGAGUGCGACGACACCAGAGCUCAUUCUCAAGACGUUUGAGCAGUACUGCGAGUACCGCAAGACGCCCAACGGCGUGAUCCUGGCCCCGGUGCAGAUCGGGCGGUGGCUAGUCGUGUUCUGUGACGAAAUCAAUCUACCCGCGAUGGACAAGUACGGCACACAACGCGUCAUCUCGUUCAUCCGCCAGCUGGUCGAGUGCGGCGGAUUCUGGCGCGCGUCGGAUAUGUCCUGGAUCAAGCUUGAGCGGAUCCAGUUCGUCGGGGCCUGCAAUCCGCCGACGGAUCCGGGCCGUGUUCCGCUAAGCCACCGAUUCCUGCGCCACGCACCGCUGGUGAUGGUGGACUACCCCGGCGAGGUGUCACUGAAGCAGAUUUACGGGACAUACAACCGUGCGCUGCUGAAGGUCGUGCCAAACCUGCGCGCAUACGCGGAGCCGCUUACGGACGCGAUGGUCGAGUUCUAUCUGGCCUCGCAGAAGAGAUUCACGACGGACAUCCAGGCCCACUAUGUGUACAGUCCCCGUGAGCUGACUCGCUGGGUGCGCGGAAUCUACGAAGCCAUCCGCCCGCUCGAGAUCCUGUCUGUCGAGGGACUGGUGCGGGUUUGGGCCCACGAGGCGUUGCGGCUGUUCCAAGAUCGGCUAGUCAGCGAGGAAGAGAAGACCUGGACGGAUGAGAAUAUCGAUUCGUCGGCGAUGGUGCAUUUCCCGACUAUCAACCGGGACGAGGCUCUCACCCGCCCCAUCCUGUUCUCGAACUGGACAUCGAAGAACUACAUCCCCGUCGACCGCGAGACCCUGCGGGAGUACACCAAGGCACGACUGCGGGUGUUCUACGAGGAGGAGCUGGACGUUCCGCUUGUGUUGUUCAAUGACGUACUGGACCACGUUCUGAGGAUUGAUCGGGUGUUCAGGCAGGUGCAGGGUCACUUGCUGCUCAUUGGUGUCUCCGGCAGUGGCAAAACCACGCUCUCUCGCUUCGUGGCCUGGAUGAAUGGCCUGAGCAUCUUCCAGAUCAAGGUUUCAAACAAAUACACCGGUGAUGACUUUGACGAGGAUCUGCGCACUGUGCUGCGACGCGCAGGGUGCAAGGGCGAGAAGAUCUGCUUCAUCAUGGACGAAUCGAACGUGCUUGACUCCGGCUUCCUGGAGCGCAUGAACACUCUGCUUGCCAACGCCGAAGUUCCGGGUCUCUUCGAGGGCGACGAGCACGCGGCCCUAAUGACGUCGUGCAAGGAGGGAUCACAGCGGGAUGGUCUAAUGCUCGACUCGCACGAGGAACUGUACCGCUGGUUCACGCAGCAGGUCGCCAAGAAUCUGCAUGUCGUGUUUACUAUGAAUCCGCCGGAGAACGGCCUGGCGUCGAGGGCCGCGACGUCGCCUGCGCUGUUCAAUCGAUGUGUGCUGGAUUGGUUCGGCGACUGGUCGGACCAGGCCUUCUACCAAGUUGGAAUGGAGUUUACGAAUACCCUGGAUCUGGAUCUACCGACGUAUUCUCCGCCGGCGCAUUUCCCGAUUGCGUAUCGCGGGCUGGAUAUGCCUCCAUUGCACCGUCCGGCGGUGGUCAAUGCGUUGGUCUAUGUCCAUCAAUCGCUGCAUGCGAUCAACCAGCGCCUUAGUCGGCGUCAGGGACGACAUAACUAUGUCACACCUCGGCAUUACCUCGACUUUAUCAACCACUAUGUACGGCUGUACACUGAGAAGCGAGAUGAGCUUGAGGAGCAGCAGCGCCAUCUCCACGUCGGCUUGGACAAGCUGCGCGAUACUGUCACCCAGGUCGAGGAACUGCGCAAGAGUCUCGCCAUCAAGCGAUCGCAGCUGCUCGCUAAGGAUGCCGAGGCCAACGAGAAGCUCAAGCGGAUGGUGGCCGACCAGCAAGAGGCCGAGCAGAAGAAGACGGCCUCGAUCAAGAUCCAAGCCGACCUAGUCAAGCAGGACAAGGAGAUUGAGCAACGGCGCGCGAUUGCCACCGCCGAUCUUGCAGAUGCGGAACCCGCCGUCCGGGAGGCCCAGGAUGCCGUCAGCAAUAUCAAAAAGCAGCAUCUGCAGGAAGUCCGUGGGAUGGCCAAUCCCCCCGAGGCGGUCAAGUUGACGAUGGAGUCUGUAUGCACGAUCCUGGGGCACCGGAUCGACAACUGGCGCUCAAUUCAGACUAUCCUACGAGCGGACAACUUCAUCAGCGGGAUCUUGAGAUUCGACACGACGACGCAGAUGACGAAGCAGCUGCGCGACACGAUGAAGAAGGAUUUCCUCUCCCGGCCGUCGUUCAACUUCGAAACCGUGCAGCGGGCCAGCAAAGCUUGCGGGCCGCUCGUCAAGUGGGUGUUGGCGCAGGUGCGCUUCUCCGAGAUCCUCGACCGCGUCGAGCCGCUGCGGAAUGAGGUGGCGUCGUUGGAGGUCGAGGCGGAGACGACGAAGAAGCAAGCGGCGGCUAUCAUCGACAUGAUCGCUGAGCUGGAGGCCAAGAUCGCGCGGUACAAGGACGAGUACGCGCUGCUCAUCAGCGAGACGCAGGCCAUCAAGGCGGAGAUGGAGCGCGUCCAGGGCAAGGUCGACCGCAGCAUGAAGCUGCUCGAGAGUCUGUCCUCUGAGCGCGGCCGGUGGGAGUCUGGUAGCCGCACGUUCGACACGGAGAUGAGCACCAUCGUUGGUGAUGUGCUGCUGUCUGCUGCGUUCCUCGCGUAUGGCGGCUUCUUCGACCAGCAGUACCGAGAAGGCAUGUGGCAGGAGUGGUCCAACCAUCUGACCGAGGCGAGCAUCAAAUUCAAGCCGGAGCUGUCGUUGACAGAGUACCUCUCGACCGCCGACGACCGGCUGAGCUGGCAGUCCAAAUCGCUCCCGUCGGACAAUCUGACGACAGAGAAUGCGAUUAUGCUGAAACGGUUCAAUCGGUACCCGCUGAUCAUCGAUCCGACGGGCCAGGCGACGACGUUCCUGAUGAACGAAUACAAGGACCGCAAGAUCACGGUCACGAGCUUCCUCGACGAAGCGUUCCUCAAGGUCCUCGAGAGCGCGCUCCGCUUCGGGAACCCGCUGCUGAUCCAGGACGUCGAGCACCUGGACCCUAUUCUCAACGCCGUGCUGAACAAGGAGAUCCGCCGGACCGGAGGGCGUGUUCUGAUCCGGCUCGGCAGCCAGGACAUCGACUUUUCGCCGUCGUUCACGAUGUUCUUGUCGACGCGCGAUCCGUCGGUGGAGUUCUCGCCGGACAUCUGCAGUCGGGUCACGUUUGUGAACUUCACGAUGACCCGCAGCAGUCUGCAGAGCCAGAGCCUGGACCAGGUGCUCAAGGUCGAGCGGCCGGACACCGAGCGGAAGCGGACGGAUUUGAUGAAGAUCCAGGGUGAGUUCAGGCUGCGGUUGAGGACGCUGGAGAAGCUGCUGCUGCAGGCGCUGAACGAAAGCUCGGGCAACAUUUUGGACGACGACAAAGUGAUUGACACGCUCGAGACGCUGAAGCGCGAGGCGGGCGAAAUCACGCGCAAGGUCGAGGAGACGGAUGUGAUCAUGAAGGAGGUCGAGCAGGUGACCGCCGAGUACCUCCCGCUCGCGCAGGCCUGCAGCUCGGUGUUCUUCGUCCUCGAGCAGCUGAACCUGGUGAACCACUUCUACCAGUUCUCGCUCCGGUUCUUUCUCGACAUCUUCGAGCACGUGCUGCACCACAACCCGAACCUCAAGGGCGUCGCGGACUACGACCGGCGGCGCAACAUCCUGCUGAACGACCUCUUCCUGCACGUGUACAAGCGCACGUCGCGCGCGCUGCUCUACCGCGAUCAGGUCAUGCUCGCGGUCCUGCUCGCACAGGUAAAGCUCCGCGGCGUCGAGGAGAUCACCGACGAGCUCGAGUUCCUGCUCGAAAGCGGAGAUGGCGUGGCUGCUGCGGCUGCGCCGGGUGCUGCGGCCGCGGACAAGGUCUCCUCGGUGCUGAAUCAGGACCAGAUGGAUCGCAUGGAUUCGUUUGCGAGGCAUUCGAUAUUCAAGCCUGUUCAGGCCCACUUUAUGGAGCACGAGAGUGACUGGGUCCCCUUCCUCGGCUCGAAUGCCCCCGAGACGAUGGUACCUACGCCGUGGGAGGCUGGCUCACCGGCCGUCGAGGCGCUCCGAUCAGCCAUCAUCAUCAAGUGCUUCCGGCCGGACCGACUGCUGCAGGCCACGGCGCAAUUCGUGCGGGUGGUGUUCGACACUGACAUCGCGGGAGAGUCUCGGUACGACCUGUCGGAGAUGGUCACGAACGAGGUGCCCGCCUCGACCCCGCUGGGGCUGGUCUCCGUCCCGGGCUACGACGCCAGCUACCGCGUGGAGAAUCUUAUUAAGAACACGGGCACGCGCUCGUCGUCUGUGGCGAUGGGCUCGCCAGAAGGAUUCAAGUUGGCGGACGACGCGAUCGCUGCUGCCUCGAGGCAAGGGACAUGGGUGCUGCUCAAGAACGUGCAUCUCGCCUCGGCAUGGCUGGGCCAGCUGGAGAAGAAGCUGCAGACGCUCAAUCCACACCGCAAUUUCCGGCUGUUCCUUACGAUGGAGGCCAACCCGAGCUCGAUCCCGGUCAACAUCCUGCGGCAGUCGCGACUGAUCAUGAACGAGCCGCCGCCCGGGAUCAAAGCGAACCUGCUCGACUCGCUGCGCAACAUCUCCGCGUCGCGGAUGUCGCAGGGCCCGGCAGAGAAGGUCCGGCUGUACUUCCUGUUGUCGUGGUUCCACGCGGUUGUGCAGGAGCGACUGCGGUAUGCGCCGCUGGGGUGGAGCAAAGCGUACGAUUUCAACGAUUCGGACAUGGCCUCGGCGUUCAACACCAUCGACACGUGGCUGAACUCCGUGUCCAAAGGCCGUGCCAACAUCGAUCCCGUGACGAUCCCCUGGGACGCGCUGCGGACGCUGGUGAAGCAGUCCGUGUACGGCGGUCGCGUGGACAGCGACUUCGACCAGCGCAUCCUCGACGCGUUCGUGGACAAGCUCUUCACGCCCGCGGCGUACAACGUCGAUUUCAGCCUGGUCCCCAGCGUCAACGGCAGCCAGAACAGCGUGCUCGGCGCACCGGACGGGACCAAGAUCGAGCAGUUCCUGGCCUGGGUGCAGCAGCUGCCGGACCGAGAGCCCCCGAGCUGGCUGAGUCUGCCGCCUACCGCAGAGCGGGUCAUCGCUGCCGCGCAAGGAAACGAGCUGCUCGGCAAGUUGCGCAAGAUGCGGAUGCUUUCGGAUGACGACGACGACACCACUGUGGCGGCCUCUGCGUCCAAGGCGCAGGGAUCGCAGCAGCCGGCCUGGAUGCGGACGCUGUUCGACCGAUGCCGGCAGUGGAUCGAGAUCCUUCCCGAGAAAUUCAACAUCCUGGUGGGCAGCGACAACGAGGACCCGCUAAACCGGCUGUUCAUGCGCGAAGGGUCGAUUGGGCAGAAGCUGCUGGCCCAGGUGCAGAAGGAUCUGAAGGAUGUGAUCAGGGUCUGCCAGGGCGAACUGAAGCAGACGAACCACCUGCGCACGCUGAUGAGCUCGCUGACCAAGGGCACGAUACCGGACCACUGGCGCCGCUACAAGGUGCCCAAGUCGAUGGCCGUGUCGGGCUGGAUCGCCGAUCUCGCGCGGCGGCUGGCGCAGCUCGACCACGUCGCUGGGCUCGACAACCUCAGCAACGUCGAGGUGUGGCUCGGCGGGCUGUUCUUCCCGGAGGCGUACGUCACGGCGACCCGCCAGGCGGUGGCGCACCGCAAGAAGUGGAGUCUGGAGACGCUGCAUCUGAGGCUGGACAUCGAGCGGGUGAAUGAUCCCCAGGCGUUUAUCAUCGAUGGCCUCACGCUGGAAGGGGCCGCCUGGUCCGUCGACAAGCUCGUCCUGAACGACGGCGAGGCGGUGCGGCUCAAUCCCUCACAACUGCGCUGGGUACAGGCCGACGAGUCGACCUCGAAUUCGGUGAAUCUGCCGGUCUACCUGAACAACGACCGUAGCGACGUGUUGUUCACGGUCGAUCUGCCGUUUGACGGGACGGCCGGCGCGUUGGUGGCGAUGCGCGCCGUGUGCCUAACUGCCGGGGGCUGAGUGGUCGGAUAAUUUCUAGUUUAUGUAAUUCACGAAUGGCUCGAUGCCCCAUGCUGGACAGGCACAUUGUCUGGUAUUGUAGUGCUACUUGAGUCGUGUCUUGAGUAGCGGAGCGGGAGGUCUUGAAGAGCCGUGACCAACCACUGCAGGAGGAAUGGAAGCUGGGGUCAUCAAGCCAUCAGAGAUGGCGUCGGCUGGCGAUCUAAUCUAGGCUCACUUCCACCCUCUAUAGCAGUUUCAGCCAAGUCUCCUCCAAGUAUUCGGAGCCACCUACUACAUACAGAGUUCUAAUCUAUACUUUUCAUGCAAGACU